This is a messenger RNA of Cantharellus anzutake, 522 nucleotides long. RefSeq lists its product as uncharacterized. The transcript has a single exon. The annotation marks the transcript as partial. The record is from RefSeq and is a predicted model, not a curated record. Lineage: Eukaryota; Fungi; Basidiomycota; Agaricomycetes; Cantharellales; Hydnaceae.
UAUCUAUUGUGGGCAUGCAUCAAGCGACAUGCGUAGACGAGAUUACUUAUUCGCCCAAUGCAUCUUCUACAUUUCUCCGGUAGCCACCAUAUAAUGGACACACCCCUCUCCCAUCCAUCAGCGUCAGUCAUUACUUUCUGAAAGUAUGGCUACAGCAACAUAUAACCUGGAUGCACGCGCAUCUCUCCAGAGCACUAAUCGAUAAUGGUAGCACUUCUCUGGGACGAUUCAUAGGGCGUUUCUACCAAUGUGGGCAGCUGAGGGAGGCUUGGGAAGCGAUGAUGGCAUGCACAACAGAAUCAUUCGCUGAAGUCAUCAAUCCCAAAUGGCUUCCUAGACAUUCCAGCGUGCAGAUCCCGUCGCACGCGCGCUUGCUCGCCAUUAAUAAAUUAUCCGCGAACCUUUCUGUAAGUAGCUGAACUUUUCAGCUUGGCGAAAGGACGUCAGACGUCUGGAAGAUGGCCUGAAGUGAUUUCAUCGCUUCCCUGUUAUCCGGAGUCCGGCUGGUUGCCCGGGUGCAUG